CCAGCCAGCCAGCCAGAGAGAGAGAGAGAGAGAGGUAGCAACUCAGACGGUAUUGAGUGAGCGUGGAGGCAGCCAGGACCAGACACGCUAGACAUUGCUCUCCGCCUUAUUAGAACCAUGAGCACACCGCUAUCUGGCAACCCACACGUCUUUCUUGAUGUGCAGCAUGGUGUGGAGGUCGUUGGUCGUAUAGUGCUUGAGCUGUUCUCCGGCACUUGCCCCAAGACUGCUGAGAAUUUCCGAGCAUUAUGCACAGGCGAGAAGGGCGUGGGCACCAAGGGCGUCCCGCUGCACUACAAGGGAUGCACUUUCCACCGCAUCAUCGAGAACUUUAUGAUACAAGGCGGCGACUUCACGAACCACGACGGCACGGGUGGGGAGAGCAUCUAUGGGGAGAAGUUCGCCGACGAAAACUUCACCCACAAGCAUGUGUCCGAGGGGAUCUUGUCCAUGGCUAACGCUGGGCCAGGGACAAACGGCUCACAGUUUUUCAUCACCCUGGCCGACACACCACACCUGGACGGCAAGCAUGUGGUGUUUGGCCGUGUGGUUAAGGGCAUGGGGGUGGUGAAGUCGCUGGGCAAGGUGAAGACCGAUGGGGACAGGCCGGUUGAGCGCUGCCUCAUCACUAACUGCGGGGAAUUCAGCCCAGGAGAAGGCUUUGGCAUCGUGGACGAGGACGGCACCAAGGACGCAUACCCACAAUACCCCGAGGACGCUGAUGUGGAGUUCGCUGAUGCAACGAUGGAGGAGCUGGUGGCAGUGGUGAGCAACAUCAAGGACUCUGGCAACACUUUCUUCAAGGACCAGAAGUACCCAGUCGCUGUUUUCAAGUACAAGAAGAGCCUCGCCUACCUCAAUUACAUCAAGGACAACUGUGUGGGGGAAAGGACAGACUUCUCCCCGGAGGAUUUGGGUACCCUAAGCAGCCUGGCGGUGUCCUGUCUGCUCAAUCAUGCCCUGUGCUGCUCAAAAAUGGGGCAGUUUGACAAGGCUAUUGCUGAUUGUAAUAAGGCGCUUGAAUUGGACGCAAAUAACCCCAAGAUCUAUUUUCGCCGCGGCCAAGCAUACAACCUCAGCAACGACGUGGAGUCAGCGCGAGCCGACCUGCAGAAGGCGCGGGAGCUGGAACCGAACGACAAGGGGAUACUGAAGGAGCUGGACAGUGUUACCAGAAAGAUUAAGGCACAGAGGGAGAAGGAGAAGAAAAUUUACUCCAAGUUGUUUGAGUAGUUGGUGGUGUAACUUGUCUGCUGUCUGAGUUGUCUGUUCCUCUCUCUCUCUCUCUCUCUCUCUCUCUCUCUCUCUCUCUCUCUCUCUCUCUCUCUCUCUCUCUCUCUCUCUCUCUCUCUCGUUCGUCUUAUUGUUGUUAUUGUUUGUGUUUUCUGUUUUUUUUUUCUUUUGUUUCUCUAUCUCUUCUUGUUUUCUUGUUGUUGUUGUUGUUGUUGUUCUUGUUCUUGUUUGUCCUUUUCUGUCUUUUGUGUGUGUUUUUUCUUGUUUUCUCUCUCUCUUCUUGUUCUUGUUCUUCUUGUUUGUCUUUUCUGUGUUUUUCUUGUGUGUUUUCUUUUGUUUUUCUCUCUUCUUCUUGUUCUUUUUCUUGUUGUCCUUGUUUGUGGUAAUUCUUACUUUUGUUUUGUUAGUUUUUUCUCUUCUUUCUUUAUUUCCUAAGUUCUUUUUCUCUCUCUUCCUUCUUUUUCUUAUCUUUCCUUCCUUCCUUCCUUCCUUUUUGUUUUUUUUUCAGUUUCUUGCCUUCCUUCCUUCCUUCCUUUAAUUAUUUCUCCUUUCUUUACUUUCAUUCUCUUUAUUUCCUUGUGUCUCUAUGUUUUCUUCCAUCCCUUUAUUCAUUUCUUUCAAUCUUUCUUCUUGCUUCUUCUUACUGCUUCUUAUGAUUCUCUUUCUGUUUCCUUCCUAUCUAUACUGUUCAUUCCUCCUCCUCCUCCUCCUGCUGCAAGACUCCACCAUUGAUCAGAAGUGCUUCAUUAAAAUCUAGGUAUUUAUAUGUGAAUAACUUGGAAGUGUUUUUGUACCAAUAAUUAUUAAGGUGCUGUACUUUUAACAUAAUUUAUACUGCCCACCUCAUCCCGCCUGUGUGAGUGUCUGGCUGACUGACUGACUGACUGACUGACUGACUGACUGACUGACUGACUGGUUGACUGAGUGGCUGGGAAAGUGCCAGUUCGUGUCAGUUCGUGUGUCAGUCUGUCAGCAGCCAAAUAUUUUAUACUGUCUUGUCAUACGAGGUAAAAAAUAUUGAUAAAAUGAUG
Scylla paramamosain (green mud crab) is the source of this 2264-nucleotide messenger RNA. Its product is annotated as peptidyl-prolyl cis-trans isomerase D-like. The transcript has 7 exons. Gene Ontology annotation, biological process: protein peptidyl-prolyl isomerization; protein folding. Bases 118 to 1233 code for a protein of 371 amino acids. Gene Ontology annotation, molecular function: peptidyl-prolyl cis-trans isomerase activity; protein binding. The record is from RefSeq and is a predicted model, not a curated record. NCBI's taxonomy places the organism in Eukaryota, Metazoa, Arthropoda, Malacostraca, Decapoda, Portunidae.